AUGUCCGCGUCCGACUUCCCUCCCGAACUCUGGCCCGCAUUCUUCUCGAGUGCCCCGCUUGUCGACCUGCUUGCCGUCUCCAGCGCCAACCGGCGCUUCCGCGACCUCACCAAGCCCCUCCUCUCCCUCUCCGCUAUCACAGUCCAAUUCCGCCUACACCCAGUCCUCGCGAGCAUCACCUUCUCGCGCACAGUUACGACCCUGCGCCUCCGGGUCUUCAACUUCUUCGGUGUCGGCGAUGUCGCGUCGCUCGUCGUGUUCUUUCCGAGCCUGCAACGGCUCUACCUCCGGUUUGGUGGCGGUAAAACUGCGUAUGAGCCAGAAUGGCAAGCCCUGCUCGUCAGCCCCGCGUUCCCGCGGCUUGGGUUACGGCGCUUGUCGUACGACCUGCAGUCCCGCGGGACCCAACGCGUGCCGAGCGCCAUGCCGCAGCUCGGCGCGCUGCGUGAUGCAUAUUACGUGUGCUUCCCGGCGCUGCGCACACUGGCUCGGUGGCGCGGACUGCUUGGUGUCCCGGGCCGCAGGGCGGAUGGAGGACCGGUUGAAGCCCGCAACGGUGGCGACACCGGCAGGGCCCGAUGA
Molecule: messenger RNA, 582 nt
Organism: Mycena indigotica
Lineage: Eukaryota; Fungi; Basidiomycota; Agaricomycetes; Agaricales; Mycenaceae
Exons: 2
Coding region: 1-582 (193 amino acids)
Source: RefSeq, a predicted model, not a curated record